AUGGCCUCCGAUGUGCUGACUUGCUGGGAUGUGGUGGGUGGCGCGGACAAAGGCGGCAUUCUGGUUCGAGAUGGUCCCAGUACGACCUCGAAGCAGCUCGAGGGGCGACUCUCGACGGGCUCCCGUGUAAAGGAGUUGGGGCGGAACGGGGACCGCAUCAACUACCGACUCAUUUCCGGCAGCGGCCCAGAGACUGGAUGGGUGAGUAUUAGCCUCAAGGACAAAGAGUUGCUCAGAAAGGCAGCGCCGGCGCAGCAAACCUCAGCAGACGUCGGCUCAGAGACGCAUGCAGAGGCUGCGCCGGCUCAGCCUCCACAGGAACCCAAAAGUGCGGGAGCGGACACUCACCCGGCUGCCGCAGAGGCCAAGCCUACUGCAGGGCUGAGCGAGGAGGAGCUGGCGUUAGCGAAGAGCGCGGAGGCUUGGUGGAUGGAGCCCGCGCGGCGGAAGAUGCCCGCAAGCGUGGAAGCCCAUCUGCUAGACGAUUUUCUGGCCCAGAAGGCAGCAGAGCCCCUUGAGCCGCCAGGGGACUAUCUUGGCGGGCAGUUGCCCGUGAUGCCCCGGACGGUCGGAUUGCCAACAUAUGCAGCAGUUCCUGACAAGGCGAAGAAGCUCUUCCCCGAGAAAGCUCGGAAGCCGAUGAUACGGCUUUACUGCUUCCCCGGCGCCGCAGACAACUACAUGCUGUGGCUAGAGCUGGCCACGAAUGCGCCAGAAUGGUGCGAAGUUGCGGUCUAUGAGCCCCGAGCUCACGGCUUUCGACCUGACGAAGCUUGGGAUCGCAGCUUGGAAGAGCGCGCUGCAGACGCCUUCCGGGUCAUGCGCCCUGCCUUCGAGACACAUGCCAAGGGCGGUGUCUCCGAGGGCGCGCCUUUCGGCUUCCUUUCGCACGGAGUUGGUGGCCAGUUUAUGGCUUUGCUCGCCCAUCGCCUCAAGCAGGAGCUGAACAUCGAGCCGCUUGUGGUGUUCGCCAACGACGGUGUUCCUCCGAACGUCCCAACCCUUUCAGACAAAGGAUAUCGCAUGCUGUGCGAAGACGUGCUCGGUUUCUACAGGCUUUUCCAGCCUGGCACCAUGGAGCAGUACGAGAAGCUGGGUGGCGCCGGGAACCCCUUUGCAGAAGCAUUGAUCCAGAAGUGGUCUCGUGGACUCCGGCUCUUCGAAGAGCAUGCCAGACGAACUGCAGCGCGAGGUGACCAAGUGGUGUAUCACAAGUUCAACUGUGACUUGCACGUGUUGGUGGCCAAGCACACGGCAGAUGCGGACCUACACUUCACACAAGUCGAGGGCCCCCAGCGCGAUUACUGGGAACGUCGCAAGUCGAUCACAGGCUCUGCUGCAGAGUCUGGCUGCAACUGGGACAGAGACGGCUUCAAGCAGUGGGAAGGCUGGACGACGGAGGACUUCAUUUACCACGAGGUCGAAACCGACCACGAUACCAUAAAGAACUCGCCCCUCAUGCGCAAGAUCGUGUUCAAAGAAUUGGGCGGCUUCUGCGGCAUGGAUUUCUGA
This is a messenger RNA of Symbiodinium sp. CCMP2592, 1512 nucleotides long. The record is from the annotation of a GenBank genome assembly. Lineage: Eukaryota; Dinophyceae; Suessiales; Symbiodiniaceae.